This is a messenger RNA of Alosa sapidissima (American shad), 1499 nucleotides long. RefSeq names its product creatine kinase, mitochondrial 2a (sarcomeric) (gene ckmt2a). Gene Ontology annotation, cellular component: mitochondrion. Lineage: Eukaryota; Metazoa; Chordata; Actinopteri; Clupeiformes; Clupeidae. Gene Ontology annotation, biological process: phosphocreatine biosynthetic process. Gene Ontology annotation, molecular function: creatine kinase activity. The record is from RefSeq and is a predicted model, not a curated record. The transcript has 10 exons. Bases 120 to 1373 code for a protein of 417 amino acids.
AAUCUGAUGGAGGGGGCGGGAUUUCAAGGCUCCUCAAGCCAAGUGCAGGUUUUGGGAGAGAGUCACACAGCAGGGAGAGACAGCGUCGUCUUGACAGUUGAAAUCCCUGACUUGUAACCAUGGCGUCGACUUUCACCAAGAUGUUGAGUGGUCGCAACACAGCUGUGUUGCUGGCCAGCCUUGGCGUUGGCACUGCUGCAACUGGCUACAUGCUGAGUGACAAUGCAGCCUUGUCUGCCAGAGACCGGUCAAAGCUAUACCCACCAAGCGCUGACUUCCCAGAUCUCCGUAAGCACAAUAACUGCAUGGCAAGUGCCCUUACCCCAGCCAUCUAUGCCAAACUGAGGGACAAAAAGACCCCUGGCAACUGGACCCUGGACCAGUGCAUCCAGACUGGAGUGGACAACCCUGGGCAUCCCUUCAUUAAGACCGUUGGCAUGGUAGCAGGGGAUGAGGAAAGCUAUGAGGUGUUUGCUGAUAUUUUUGACCCAAUCAUUUUGGACAGACACAACGGCUACAACCCCAAGACCAUGAAACACCCCACGGACCUGGAUUCCUCCAAGCUCACCAAUGGCGUGUUUGAUGACCGCUAUGUGCUCUCUUCUCGUGUGCGCACCGGGCGCAGUAUCCGCGGCCUCAGCCUUCCCCCCGCGUGUACGCGUGCCGAGCGGCGGGAGGUAGAGCGCGUCGUGGUCACUGCCCUGUCUGGCCUCAAGGGGGACCUUGCCGGCCGCUACUACAGCCUGGGCGACAUGACAGAGGCAGAGCAGCAGAGACUAAUUGACGACCACUUCCUCUUCGACAAACCCGUGUCCCCUUUGCUGACCUGCGCAGGAAUGGCCCGUGACUGGCCUGAUGCCAGGGGUAUCUGGCACAACAACACCAAGACUUUCCUCAUCUGGAUCAAUGAGGAGGACCACACCCGCGUCAUCUCCAUGGAGAAGGGAGGCAACAUGAAGAGAGUGUUCGACAGGUUCUGCAAUGGACUCAAACAGGUGGAGCAUCUUAUCCAGGAGCGUGGCUGGGAGUUCAUGUGGAACAAGCAUCUGGGCUACAUCCUCACCUGCCCCUCCAACCUGGGCACCGGCCUGAGGGCAGGUGUGCACGUCAAACUGCCCAAACUCAGCAAGGACCCCCGCUUUAACAAGAUCCUGGAGAACCUGCGUCUGCAGAAGCGCGGCACCGGUGGCGUGGACACAGCUGCUGUGGGUGACACCUUUGACAUCUCAAACAACGACCGCCUUGGCAUAUCUGAGGUCGAGCUGGUUCAAGCGGUCGUCGAUGGCGUCAACUACCUGAUUGAAUGCGAAAAGCGCCUGGAAAAAGGCCAGGACAUCAAAGUUCCGGCUCCCGUCUCUCAUUUCAAGAAGUGAGGUUACAUUCCCUGAUCCUGAGAGAAAGUGUGGGCUUAGCACAGCCGGGAGACCAAAGCUCUCCUUCUACCACCACUGCACAGAAGGUCUUACAUGUACAAAAAAUAAACCUUUUAAAAGAAUCAA